UCAUCUCAGCAAUCAGCAGCUCAACCCUGUAACCGGCCGAUCUAAACCCUUAAAAAAAUAGAGCUUUCCCAAGCGAUUAGAGACACGUGUCCACCUUCCCUCGAUCCGCAAAACCCUCACUAAAAUCCAUUACAUAACCUUGCCACUUACAUCCUCCCAAAGCCGCCUCCUUUUCAGUUUCCACCAUCAAUUGUUGUAUUAAAAAACCAACCCUUUUCUCUCACACUUCGAUCGAACAACAUACCCACCUAAUUCAUCGCAUAAUCUCUCUCUCUCUCUCUCUCUCUCUCCAAAACUGUCACCGACUCAAGAUCUCACCCAUUUCCAUUUCCAUUUCCAUUUCCAUUUCCGACGAUUGUAAGAAGACAAUUGAUGAAAUCGGUAAGCUUCUCAGCUCAAUCUAAUUCUCUUCGCCAGAAAUGUUCCAUCCCUUUUUCGUGACUCUCUCGCUUUCCCUCUCAAAUCUGUUUCCACACUAACAACAAAAUAGCAAAACCAAUCCAAACCCUCAUAAUAUACUAUACUAUAUUCAUAUUUUUGGAACCAACACAAAAAAGUUAAAUUUUUAUCGGUUUCGAUUUGGAUUUGGAUUUGGAUUUGUAAAACAUAGUGGCAAAGAUGAGUUUGCGUGCAGCCGAGGAUGAUUCGGUGUCCGGAAUUCAUCUUCCGGCCGAAAUCGAUUGGGAGAUGCUCGACAAAUCCAAGUUCUUUAUCCUUGGCGCCGCCCUGUUUUCGGGCGUCUCAGCAACUCUAUACCCAAUGGUGGUGUUGAAGACCCGCCAACAGGUAUCAAUGUCCGAUAUUCCAUGCUUCAAGAUGGCCUUUUCCAUGCUACGCCACGAGGGUCCCAGAGGGUUCUACAGAGGAUUCGGGACUUCGUUGAUGGGUACAAUCCCAGCUCGAACGCUUUACAUGGCGGCUCUUGAAGUUACCAAGAGCAAUGUGGGGACUGCUACCGUGAAAUUGGGCUUUUCGGAGGCCACCGCGUCCACUAUAGCCAAUGCGUCGGCGGGGUUGAGUGCUGCCAUGGCCGCCCAGUUGGUUUGGACUCCAAUUGACGUGGUGAGCCAGAGGCUCAUGGUUCAGGGUAGCAACAACAACCCAGUCACCAGCAAUGUUAGUUCUUAUCGAUAUAAUGGUGGAAUUGAUGCGUUUCAAAAAAUUGUACGCACGGACGGCAUGCGAGGCCUUUACAGGGGAUUUGGGAUAUCGACAUUGACAUAUGCGCCCUCGAAUGCAGUCUGGUGGGGAUCUUACUCGGUGGCUCAUAGACUCAUUUGGAGUGCGAUUGGUUGCUAUUAUUGUAAGAAAGGUGAUGAAUGUGGUGGUGGUGGUCGUCGUUUUAGGCCGGAUUCUAAGGCGGUUGUGGCAGUGCAGGGGGUGAGUGCGGCCAUGGCAAGUGGGUUUUCUGCGUUAGUGACAAUGCCACUCGACACGAUCAAGACGAGAUUGCAAGUUUUGGAAGGAGAGGGAAAUGGGGGUAGGCCGCCCACGAUUGGUCAGACGGUGAGGAAUUUGGUGAAGGAAGGUGGUUUGAGUGCGUGUUACAGAGGGUUGGGACCGAGGUGGGCUUCAAUGUCUAUGUCUGCAACAACCAUGAUCACUACCUAUGAGUUUCUCAAGCGGCUUUCGACUAAGAAUCAACAGAGCUUUAGUUCAGGACUGUCCCAGCACUAGAAUUCACUAAUAUUUUAAUAUUCAAUUUAGCCAAGCCUUGUGGCAAACUAAUGUAAACAUGUAAUACUGUAGCAAUGUAAUGAAUUACUUCUUGUUAUCUCCCUGAUAA
Messenger RNA from Camellia sinensis, 1786 nucleotides. RefSeq lists its product as uncharacterized. The record is from RefSeq and is a predicted model, not a curated record. Gene Ontology annotation, biological process: transmembrane transport. NCBI's taxonomy places the organism in Eukaryota, Viridiplantae, Streptophyta, Magnoliopsida, Ericales, Theaceae.